Messenger RNA from Dictyostelium purpureum, 1468 nucleotides. RefSeq lists its product as uncharacterized. Gene Ontology annotation, molecular function: calcium ion binding; alpha-amylase activity. The record is from RefSeq and is a predicted model, not a curated record. Lineage: Eukaryota; Evosea; Eumycetozoa; Dictyosteliales; Dictyosteliaceae. The transcript has 2 exons. Bases 1 to 1413 code for a protein of 470 amino acids. Gene Ontology annotation, biological process: carbohydrate metabolic process.
AUGUAUAACAAAUUUGUUAAAGUAUUUUUAAUUGCUUUUAUUGCAAUUAAUUGUGUAUUUGCAGGAACACCAGAUGAAUGGAGUACUAGAACUAUUUAUCAGUUAUUAACUGAUAGAUUCAGUCAAACUGUCAAUAGUUCACAACCAUGUUCAAACCUUCAAAGUUAUUGCGGUGGUACAUUCCAAGGUAUUGAAAAUCAUUUAGAUUAUAUCUUGGGUAUGGGCUUCGAUGCCAUCUGGAUUUCACCAGUUGUUACCAAUACUCCAGGUGGCUACCACGGUUAUUGGCAAGAAAAUAUUUACACCAUCAAUGAAUAUUUUGGCUCAGAAGAAGAUUUAUUAGCAUUAAUUAAAGCUUGUCACAGUCGUGGUAUUUGGGUUAUGUUAGAUGUUGUUGGUAAUCACGUUGGUCCAGUUAACUAUGAAUAUAAUACUAUUGUACCAUUUGACUCUCCAGCUCACUAUCACAACUGCACCACUUGCCCAGAAGACUGCACCAUUAAUAACUUUGAUGAUUACACUCAAGUCGAAGUCUGUCGUCUUUCAGGUUUACCAGAUUUAGAUCAAGACAAUGCUUUUGUUCGUAGUACCUUAUUAAACUGGAUUAAAAACGUAACUUCAUUCUAUGGUUUCGAUGGUAUUCGUAUCGAUACUGUUCCAGAAGUUAAAGCUGAAUUCUGGACCGAAUACAAUCAAGCUGCUGGUGUUUACGCUGUUGGUGAAGUUUAUAACGGUAACUUAACCUACGUUGCUGAAUAUCAAGGUCCAGUUGACGGUGUUCUUUCAUACCCAAUGUUCUUUACUCUUCGUAAUGUCUUUGCUUCAAAACAAUCAAUGACCCAAAUUCAAGCUACCUUCCAACAAUACCAACAACUCUUCAAAAACAUCUCUUAUUUAGGUACCUUUAUUGAUAACCACGAUCAAGUUCGUUUCUUAAAUGAACAAGUCGAUGUUGAACUCUACAAAAAUGCUAUCACCUACGUCUUAAUGGCUCAAGGUAUCCCAAUCAUCUACUAUGGUACUGAACAAGGUUUCGAUGGUUCAGCCGAUCCAAACAAUCGUGAACCACUUUGGACCACUCAAUUCAAUCAAAAUUCAGUUUUAUACAAAUUCAUCCAAACCAUCAAUGAAUUCCGUACUCAAAAUGAUGAAGUUAAAUCUGCUGAACAAAUCCAACGUUAUGCUGAUAAUGGUUUCUAUGCUUUCACUCGUGGCAAUGCUUUUAUUGCUCUUACCAAUGGCGGUUCAGUUCAAGUUCAAACCUCACGUGUUAUCACCUACCAUCCAUAUGAUGAAGGAACUACCUUAUGUAACAUUUUCUGGCCAACUCAAGAUUGUAUCAAAGUAUCCGGUGGUCAAUUCACUGUUUAUUUAGAUUACGGUGAAUCUAAAAUUUACUACCCACUCUCAUAAGGGAAUAUAAACAAUAAUAUAUACUAUCUUUGAUUACUUUAUAAAUAAUAAUAGU